Messenger RNA from Nematostella vectensis (starlet sea anemone), 988 nucleotides. RefSeq lists its product as uncharacterized. The transcript has a single exon. Lineage: Eukaryota; Metazoa; Cnidaria; Anthozoa; Actiniaria; Edwardsiidae. The record is from RefSeq and is a predicted model, not a curated record. Bases 108 to 812 code for a protein of 234 amino acids.
CCCUUUAAGCUAGGUGCCCAAAGGGGGGUAGCACGCAGGCUAUCGUAACUACUGCGAUUGCGUGUUUACUGGCAGCAAGAAGCGCAGCUUGAAGAUUCCUUUUGAGUAUGAAAAUCAUAGGAGCAGGCCUUCCUAAAACAGGGACGAAAUCAAUCGCCGCAGCCUUGAAACACUUUGGCUACAGUGUGCAUGACUUUGGCGAUCACUGGCAGUUCUACAAUGACGAGUACAUUGCUGCAUUCAAGGGCAAGAUUCCAAACUUCAAAGAGAUGUACCAACAUGUUGACGCGGUAACAGACGUACCAGCAGAUAUAUUUUACAAAGAGAUCUUCAAAGCUAUCCCUGAUUCCAAAGUGGUUCUCGCCGUUCGUGAUAGCGAGGAAAUCUGGCGCAAGAGUUUACAAAAGACGCUAGAGGUCACCGGGUCAGUGUGUACCACCACCGUCAUGAAUCUAGGAAAACAUCUCACCCCGACAGGUAGAAAAUGGAACCGCCUGAUGAUGUGCAUACUAAACUUCUGUGUAACCGAGAUGGACUACCAGAAGCAUAUUGACGACGCCAAAGCCAUGAUCCCCGCCGACCAACUACUUAUUUUCAAUUGCAAGGAGGGAUGGGAGCCGUUGUGUGCUUUUUUGGGCAUCAAGGAAGUGCCUAAAAUCCCGUUCCCUCAUGAAAACGUUGGUUCGGAAGAUGUACCAAAUACGAUAAAUAACAUUUGGAGCGUUCGCCGCAUGAAGAAGGAGUUGUUGGUGGUGCUGGCAUUGUUUGUAGGGAUGAUUGCCUGCGCAUGCGCAGUGCUGGCGUCACUCUGAUGAUAACCAAAGUAGACAAAUACGAUGGACCCACGACAACUCGAUAACUCCCCGAUAACUAGAACUCGGAUAACUCGUCCUCCCCGACAACACGAACUCGGAAAACUCGUCCUCCCCGGCAACUAGAACUCGGAUAACUCGGAUAAUAAUAAUAAUAAUAAUAAUAAUAACAAUAA